Molecule: messenger RNA, 3463 nt
Organism: Sitodiplosis mosellana (orange wheat blossom midge)
Lineage: Eukaryota; Metazoa; Arthropoda; Insecta; Diptera; Cecidomyiidae
Product: chromatin-remodeling complex ATPase chain Iswi-like
Exons: 8
Coding region: 169-3189 (1006 amino acids)
Biological process (GO): nucleosome organization; regulation of transcription by RNA polymerase II
Cellular component (GO): nucleus; chromatin
Molecular function (GO): histone binding; ATP-dependent chromatin remodeler activity; ATP hydrolysis activity
Source: RefSeq, a predicted model, not a curated record
AAAACUAGGGAUGGCGCUACAAUCAGUCAUGCAAGUGUAUUUCUAUAACGGACCGCUCAUUCCAAAUCGACUCGUCGACUGCUUGUUACCGCGCUAAAUAAAUAAACUGUUCGCAUAUACAGCAUUUUGACACAUCGCACACCAGUGGUAUGAUUUUAUCGUACAAUUAUGGAAAAUAUUAAAGAAGACGACGUAUCACAGAUUCAUUCGAACGAUUCGGUUGAACUAGCGGAACAGCCAUCAAAAGAACCGAAGGUGAAAGCACUCGAUUCAAAGCGACAAGAGAGCCUCGAUUUUCUGCUGAAGCAAGCCGAACUGUACACCCAUUUCGUGACGAACGGUUCAAAAUCGAAGAACACCAAACGAAAGUCAACGACAGCUCUGGCAAAUGCAACCAGACAGUUGCGCAGAAAGAAUGUAAAUGGAUCGACAUCGGAAGAUCUGAACACGUCGAGUGUCAAAGUAAAAAUCCAAUUUGAUCAGACGCCGGCAUACAUAAUGGGCGAAAUGCGUGAUUAUCAAAUUCGGGCGCUCAACUGGUUGAUUACUUUGUACGAAAAUGGCAUCAAUGGAAUUCUUGCCGAUGAAAUGGGGUUAGGUAAAACGCUUCAAACGAUCUCGAUGCUCGGCUAUUUGAAACAUUAUGAAAAAAUGAAUGAGCCGCAUCUGAUUGUUGCACCGAAUUCCACACUGCAGAAUUGGCUCAAUGAAAUCAACAAAUUUUGUCCCUCACUAAAAAGUUUGAUUCUAAUUGGUGACAAAACCGCUCGUUCCGCGACAAUACAGCGUAUGAAACAGAAAAACUGGGACGUUUGCAUCACAUCGUACGAAAUGUGUUUGUUGGAAAAAGGCCCGCUCAAGCGUUUUAAUUGGAAAUAUGUAGUGGUGGACGAAGCGCAUCGCAUCAAGAAUGAAAAGGCCAAGCUGAGCAAAGUUUUGCGAACAUUCAACACUGACAACCGGCUUUUACUGACCGGAACUCCGCUUCAGAAUAAUCUGCACGAGCUAUGGUCACUGUUGAACUACUUGUUGCCAAGUGUGUUCGUAAAUUCAGACGAUUUUGAUACUUGGUUCGACUCAGACAACUGUUUGCGAGGAAACGAUGACAUCGUUAAACGAUUGCACACGAUUCUCCGACCAUUUAUGCUUCGACGCAUUAAAUCCGAAGUGGAAAAGACACUUCUGCCCAAAAUUGAAUUGAAAUUGUUCGUUGGUUUGACCACGCUACAGCGAGAAACGUACAAAAAGGUGCUAAUGAAGGACAUUCAAACAGUGAGCGCACUUGGACAAGCAUCGCAAAAGGUCAUCAACAGUAUUUUGAUGGAGCUUCGAAAAGCAGCCAAUCAUCCGUAUCUCAUCGAAGGUACAGAGCCUGGUCCGCCUUAUACAACUGAUCAACAUUUGGUCGAUAGCUGUGGAAAAAUGAUGGUUUUGGACAAGCUAUUGGCAAAACUAAAAGCACAAGGAUCUAGAGUCGUUCUGUUUAGCCAAUUUUUGCUAAUGCUAAACGUGUUUGAGGAUUAUCUGAUGUGGCGUGGUUACAAAUAUUGCCGAUUGGAUGGCAACAACACGUAUGAUGAGCGUGCUAAGAGCAUUGACGAGUUUAAUGCGGAAAAUAGCGAAAAAUUCGUAUUCAUCCUAUCGACACGUGCUGGUGGACUGGGCAUCAAUUUGACCACAGCCGAUACGGUGAUAAUUUAUGAUUCGGAUUGGAAUCCGCAAUCAGAUUUCCAAGUGAUCGACCGCGUCCAUCGCAUUGGCCAAACGAAACAGGUACGUGUUUUUCGAUUGAUCACGGAAAUGACGGUUGACGAACGGAUUGUUCAACGCGCCAGCAUAAAACAACGCUUAGAUCAAAUGAUCAUUCAACAAGGUCGGCAAAUGGACAAAGAAACGGCUGCCGAACAAAAGGGGAUGAAACGUGAUAUGAUUCGCUUCGGCGCUAAGUAUAUCAUGUCAUCGGGAAAAUCAGAUGUUUUCGAUGUUGACAUUGAGAAAAUUCUGAAGGACGGUGAAUUGAAAACGGCCGAAGAAGACGAAAAAUUGGCGAAAUUGAAUGAGAAUGGGCUACGAAAUCUGACGAUGGAGGAAGCAUCAAGCGUGUCUGUAUACCAAUUUGAGGGUAUUGACUUUCGUGCUAUUCAAGAAUCAUCGAAAGACGAAGAACCGUCCAAUGGCGGACGUCCUCAGCGUGCUGCAAAGCGCAAUCGAAAGGUGUACCAAACACCAGUGCAAGAUGUGAACGGCAACAAUCUCAUCCAAAUACAUUUACACCAAUUCUAUCCAAAGGUAUUGUAUGAGUUGACCGAAGACGGCGAAAAUCUCGAUAUGUCGUAUGAUGCCGAGCGAAAGAAUAAGUUGAUGGAGCAAGGUUUUCGUCAAUGGUCCGAAAAUGAUUAUGAGCAAUUUCGCACAGCGCUAUACCGAUUUGGUCGUAAUGAUUUGGUGCACGUAGCCAAAAUGAUACCGGGUAAAACAUUGGACGAUGUUGCAAAGUACAAUGAAAUGUUUUGGAUGCGUGGCCGCCAGUAUAUCGAAGAUUUUAAUGAGCUUGUGAAGAAAAUCAAGAAGAAUGAACGAUUGAUUGCUGUACAAAAAGUGAAACCGCCACCACCACCUCCACCAACAGUUUAUCCAAAUCAAAUGCAACCGCUUUCACAAACACAAUAUCAAAUUGCACCAAAGAUAUACCACUUUCCAGGAAGACCUUUGCCGGAUUUAAAUGUUAGCCGAAACGUGAACAGCUGUAAGCGACCAAAGAUAAAUACUCCAGCUUGGUUGGAAGCAUGCACAAAUCUUAAUCCAGCACUGACUAAAACAGAAAAGCCGCCGAUAAAAACUAUCUUUCGAAAAGUCGAAAGUUCUACAUCGAACUCACAAAAUACGCCAACAUGGUUGCAAAAAUGGAUCAUUUCGGAUACAGCAACAAAAAAGACUGUGCCAGCUCCAGUGAUAGCUGCACAGGUGUUCACUGCCAAACCAAUUGAAGCUGCAAUUCCAGCGCCUAAAGCAUCGCCCAUUGCCGAAUCAACUCCAGCUCCAAUUCCAUCUUCGCCAGAGAAAAGCACCUUUUCUCAACUCAUGGAUAAAUUUCGCAAACUUGACUCAUCGCUCAAUGCGGCACUGGACGGUCUUGAUGUCAGUUUCAGCGGCAAUGAAUUCGAUUCGUCCGAUUCUGACAUCGAAUAAUGAUCAUCGUCAUUUGUAAACAUUAAAUCAAUGUUAUCAUACUCUAUGUACUUUCAGCGGGACUACUACAAUUACAUUUUCUGUUGAUGCCAUUAAAUAUUCGAUUCAGUGAACAAAACUUUAGCUAGAGCUUCGGUUAAAUAAACAAGUCGAUAUAAACAAAUUCCUAAGUACGAAAGAAAAUAAAUGUUUAUUUCGUAAGAUUGUUCUUACGACUAUUAGACUAUAGCGUUUAAAAUUCAAUUAUGAAUAAAAUUGUGUUUAUUGAACGGCA